AUGGAGAUCCCUAUACCGCACGUCCGUAAAACAGAAGGCUUUGAAGGCGAGGUCGAAGGCGACGGAGAUCCCGGGCCGGAGGACAUUCAAGUGUCACUGCUCGAGUACCUCCAAUUAGCACUCCCUGAGCACUCGAUGGGGCCUACGGACGUGAACGAGGUCGACAACCCGCCGUACCAAGCGUCAGAUAUUCAUACUAUCUCUACAUGGACGGAGUUCAACGUCGAUGCUAUUCUAGCGCAGUAUGCGAGUCUUUUGAAUCAGGUACAGCUCCGUGCGGAUCCCCUCCCAGCUUCGCCGCCACGAAGCAUUAUCGGGACAGAUAGUCUCUCGAUGGAGUUUGGGGAAAUAGUGAAGCCAAGGAUCCAGUGCAGUUUGCGGGCGGGGUUCGCGUAUCUCGCGGCUACGGAACAGAUGGAUGAUAUGACGGCCGUGACUAUGGAACGUGAAGCACAUGACAUGUAUGAUGAGGCUGUGCAUUGGCCCGAAAUCAGUUUUCUGGAUGUAGAUAUGGUGGCUAGCUCAGCAUCCAACCGUGCUCCUGGGGUGUUGCUGCCAUCGUGGCGAUGGAGGACGGGGAUGGCGAUGCGGAAGCCUGACCGCGAGGCGUAUCUGGAGGGAUUGGCAAGAGUGAAUUGGUACAUGAGACAGCACGGGGCUUCAUUUGGUUGGAUUCUUACCGAUGAAGGGCUGGUCGCUGUGCAGCGGGGGAAAGAUGCGGGGGAGUUACUGAUUUCGGAGGAAGUGCCGUGGUGUCGAGGUGGUACACCAGAAAUGCCAGAGGUGACGGUGUUGUUGGGACUGUGGUACGUGGGGAUGCUUUCUGCGAGGGAUCCUUGAAGCUUUUUCUUUGGAAGUGG
Molecule: messenger RNA, 860 nt
Organism: Aspergillus ochraceoroseus IBT 24754
Lineage: Eukaryota; Fungi; Ascomycota; Eurotiomycetes; Eurotiales; Aspergillaceae
Exons: 1
Coding region: 1-840 (279 amino acids)
Source: RefSeq, a predicted model, not a curated record